Zerene cesonia (dogface butterfly) is the source of this 2464-nucleotide messenger RNA. RefSeq names its product E3 ubiquitin-protein ligase RBBP6-like. NCBI's taxonomy places the organism in Eukaryota, Metazoa, Arthropoda, Insecta, Lepidoptera, Pieridae. Gene Ontology annotation, cellular component: nucleus. The transcript has 16 exons. The record is from RefSeq and is a predicted model, not a curated record. The annotation marks the transcript as partial. Gene Ontology annotation, biological process: ubiquitin-dependent protein catabolic process; mRNA processing; protein ubiquitination. Gene Ontology annotation, molecular function: nucleic acid binding; ubiquitin protein ligase activity; zinc ion binding.
AGCAGCGUUUAAUCCAUUUCCGCGAGUCGAUUCUCAUUUUUCGUAUGAAUAAUCGCCUUAUUCGUAAUGGCGGUCUUCGCUUGCGGCGAAAUCUAAGACUACACAUGAUGUUAAUGAUAUAUUAUACUUUCAAUUACAUUUAAAUAAUUGCGAUUGUGUUUUUUAUAUCCACUACAUAGUUAUAUUUGUACACAAAAUUUCGUUUCAAGUGUAAUUUCAAGACUGGUGUUAAACUUAUUAGGCAACAAUCUGUGCACUGUAAAUGACUUAACUUUUUCUUUACACGUGAAGAUUGUUCUGUCAUGUUACAUAAAAUAAUAACAUUGAAUUCAGAAAUACAGAAAUGUCUGUGCAUUAUAAGUUUAAAAGUGCUUUGGAUUACGACACUGUUACUUUCGACGGCUUACACAUUUCUGUUGGCGAUUUGAAAGCGGCUAUCUCACAACAAAAACGUAUCGGAAAAACGUCCGAUUUUGAUUUGCAAAUAACUAAUGCCCAGACGAAAGAAGUGUAUUCGGAUGAUAAUACAUUAAUUCCUAAAAACACAUCACUACUGGUAGCGAGAGUACCCCUAUCACAGCAGCCAAAGAAACAGUGGGAUAGUGGUAAUAAUCAAGGAGCACCCAUCAAAGAUGUAUCAAUUAACAAAGGCCUGGCUGAUUUGUCUCGCAUGGAAGGCAGUGAGCAAGAUAAAAUUAAUGCUAUGAUAUCUCAGUCCACCUUUGAUUAUGAUCCCAGCAAUUAUCAAAAGAUUCGUGGUCAAAAUCAAAGAGGUGUAGUGCCAAAUAAUUAUACUUGUUUUAAGUGUCAGAAGAGAGGGCAUUGGAUAAAAGAUUGUCCUAUUGCAAAUUCUAGUGAUCCAAUAGAAAUCAGACGAAGUUCUGGGAUACCUCGUAGUUUUAUGGUCCCAGUAGAUGGUCCAAAAGCACCAGGAGCCAUGAUGACACCAAGUGGAACGUUUGCUGUGCCAGCAGUGGACCAUGAGGCAUAUUUAGCAUCAGAAAGUGCCGUUGGUCCUGAAACUCUGCCAAAUACACCAGCUGCUCCAGAACCGACUAUACCUGAUGAACUAAUAUGUAGCCUAUGCAGAGACCUUCUCACAGAUGCUGUUAUGAUACCAUGCUGUGGCAAUUCUUUUUGUGAUGAAUGUAUAAGAGGUGCUCUAUUGGAGUCAGAAGACCAUGAAUGUCCUGACUGUCGUGAAAAGGAGAUAGCACCUACAACUUUGAUACCCAAUAGAUUCUUAAGAAAUUCAGUAUCAUCAUUCCGCAAUCAGACAGGUUAUAGCCGCAGGGCUCCACAUAGACCCUCUGCUGCGCCAGUGCGGCCUGCUGUUGCAGAACAACCACCUGUCGGCCCUGGUCCACCAUCAAAUGGAGCUGUUCAACAAGCGCCAUCAAAUGAAGCAGUAGAGGAGAAACCUCCAGAGAGGCGUGAGGGGAAGCGUGAGGGGGCGCGGGCCGGGGACGAGUCGGAUGGAUCCGCGGACGACAACAUCACUGUCACCGUGCCCCCUGCGCACACGCACCAACCCCCUUCGGGCCCCCACGCUCCCCAAGGACCCCACGGGCCCGCACCCCACGGAGCCCCAGGGCCCCACCCGCCCCCAGCCCCACACGGGCAUCGCGCGCCAUACAACAGACACGACCGGCCGCACCGAUCGCGCUACGGACCAUCUAAAAAUCAACCAAUGGAAGGCCAUGGAAAUAUGUCGAGGGGAGAUCAGCAAAGGGCUAGCACUCCAACAAUCGACGAACGAAGGGAUCCGAUGUCGUCACAGGUUAUCUACAAUCGAGCACCACCGCAAUUUAUGCCAGGGGUUCCUCCACCGCAUUAUAAUAAUCCACCAUACGGACGACCAAUCGGACGUCCUUAUGAUCGCUUCCCGGGUCAAGACCCGUAUCAGCCACCACCGCCUGGUAUUAAAGACUCACCUAAUGGGCGCAGCGAGGAUCCGCUAGAGGCGUUCAAUCGCAUGAUCCGCGAGAAGGAGAUGCGCGCAAAGCGGCGGGAAGAGGAGCGGCGUCGGGCGCAGUCCGGCUCGCGCAGCGCGUCACGCUCGCGUUCCCCCCGCCCCCCGCGGGGCUCGCGCUCCCCCCGGCCCCCGCGCGGCUCCCGCUCCCCGCGCGCCCCCCGCGGCUCCCGCUCUCCCCGGCCCCCGCGCGGGUCCCGCUCGCCGCGCGCCCCGCGGGACUCCCGCUCGCCCCGCUCCCCGCGGUCCCCCCGCGCGCGCCCUCGCAGCCGUGGCUCCAGUAGACUACGGUAUAAUUCUAGAUCUCGGUCGAUGUCCCGCGGUCGCUUGCGUCGAUCCCCGUGGUCUCCGAGACGAAGACGUUCUCGAGACAGAUCAUUGUCUUUAUCACGCACGCCGUCCCCGCGUCGUCGCGUCCGCUCGCCGAUCCGCUACCGCUCAGCGCUGCGGUCGCCGGGCGUGCGGUCGCCGCUCCGCUCGGUGGUGCGCACG